Molecule: messenger RNA, 2925 nt
Organism: Thunnus maccoyii (southern bluefin tuna)
Lineage: Eukaryota; Metazoa; Chordata; Actinopteri; Scombriformes; Scombridae
Product: ribonuclease inhibitor-like
Exons: 3
Coding region: 417-806 (129 amino acids)
Molecular function (GO): protein binding
Source: RefSeq, a predicted model, not a curated record
GUGCUGAUAAAAGAACCGGUAACAUCGGAGUUUAUCAAUACUACAGUCUUUAAUCAUUUAUCCUCGGGGCUCGUUUAAUACCGGGUUUCGGUGCCCAUCCCUACAGAGAAAUAAGUGCACAUUAAAUAAAACUGCCAUACCUUUGAUUAUUUUGGAGAAAACAGACGUAUAAAUCGAUGCAUAAACAACCGCAGGAAGCUGGAACAAGCGUUGAUGUCUGGAACAACCAAAGUCUCUUUCCCUCGCCGUUUAAUCGUUUACAAAGUGAAAAAAGCAGAAAUGUGGUGGCAGAGUAAAAUCUUUUUUGUGUUAGUGGUAAAAAUAAACAGACUAUGAUGGAACAAAUAAUUCACUUUUGAUGGAAAUCCGUCCGUAGACGGAGCUCUUGCACCCAUGUAAUCUGCUUCUAACGCUACAUGAUUUCUUCUUUAUUCAGAUUGGAGAACUGCAGUUUGUCAGAGAUCAGCUGGGCUUCUCUGCUCUCAGCUCUGAAGUCCAACCCCUCCCAUCUGAGAGAGCUUGAUCUGAGCUAUAACGAGAGUCUCAACGGUUCAAGAACAAAUCUGCUGUGUGAUUUUCUGGAGAGUCCACACUGUAGACUGGAGACUCUGAGAUUGUUUUACUGCAGGUUGUCAAAGAGCAGCUGUGCUUCUCUGGUCUCAGCUCUGAAGUCCAACCCCUCCCAUCUGAGAGAGCUGGAUCUGAGAGGAAACUCCUUGAGUUCUUCAGACAAGAAGCUGUUGUCUGAUCUUAAAAAGAGUCCAGACUGUAGACUGGAGACUCUGAGAUUGGAGUGGAAUGAGUGAGUGAACAUCCAGGAGUUCGUGUUGAGAGAGGAUCAGCUGUAUCCUGAUGAUCCAGAGAGGUUGAAGCAGCAGCAGCUUGUGUGUAGAGAGACUCUGACUGGGCCAUGUUACUGGGAGGUAGAGUGGAGAGGAGAGCUUCAUCCAGCAGUGACUUACAGAGGAAUCAGAAGAAGUGGAGAUGAGUCUCAGUGCUGCAGUCUGAACUGAUCUGAGAACAGCUCCACUGUCACACACAAAGUCAAGUCCACCAUCAUCCCUGUGUGUUCCUCUGGAUCUGACAGAGUAUCAUCAGUGUAUCUGGACUACUCUGCUGCUGCUCUGUCCUUCUACACAGUCUCUGCAGACACACCCAGACUCCUCCACUCAACCACCUCCUCCACCCUCCUUCUGGACCUGAGUCUCAGUCUGGAUUUUGGUCCAUGUGGAUCAUCUCCAGCAGAGGCUUGUUUAGAAAGACUUUCCUGUCUUUGUAUAUAAGUUGUAUAUAUGUUUUAAAUGUAUAUAAGUUUUAAAUGUCUCUUUACUUUCAGACAUGUGACCAUCUGUAUCUGUUGAAACCAGAGUGACACUGCAGAUUAUUGCAGAAUCACUUGACACUAUAAUUAUUAAUUAAUUUACAGGAUUUAUAAUAUGGCAUCUGAAUUUACUUUACUACUGCUAGCCAAAGUACGACCAUUUAUAAAUCUAAAAAGAUGUUGAAAAGCUGAUUCAUACCUUCAUUUCAAGCUGACUUGAUUACUAUAAUGCACUUUUUACUGGCCUCCCAAAAAAAAAACACUGAGAGAUUUCAGCUCAUUCAAAACUCUGCAGCUCAGAUAUUAACCAGAACCAAGAAGGAGAGAACACAUUAGUUCACUUUUAGCUGCUCUGAUCCAGCUUCCUGUAACAUUCAGUAUUGACUUUAAGGUCCUCCUCCUCAUAUACAAACAAAGCCCUUAAUGGGCUAGGACCAAGCUACAUUUCUAACUCCCUUGUUAACUAUUUGCCCUCAAGAACACUGCGAUCAUCUGGAGAUGACCAACAACAGCCGAAAGAAAAUCGGGAAUGCAGCCUUUGUCAAUUACGCCCCAAACCUAUGGAACACACUACAGAUAGAUAUCAGGGAAGCCAGCUCACUAAAUAUUUUACUUUAUUUUAUACAGUCUAUGUAUUUUAUGUGUUCACUUUGUUUUAAUUUUAUUUUAUUUUAUUCUUAUUCUUCUUAUUAUUAUUCAGUAUGCAUUCUAUUUUAUGUGUCAGUGGGUUUUAUCUUCCACCUUAUAUCAUGCAAUCCAUGUAAUUUUAGUAUUUUUCACUUUAUUUUUCACUUCAUCUAUUUUAUCUUAUUUUUAUUAUCAAGUGGGCUUUAUUUUCCAUUUCAUGUUACACGGGUGCUGAGGUCAGUGGUAGGUAGAUUUGAGAAAAAAGACUGUGGUUUGUGUUUGGUCAGCUUUGGGUUGCACCUGACACAGAGAAGACCUACAGUGAGGUCAAACCUGAGGGAAGAUGUUCCGAUGUGUGUCUGUGUCUGAUGGAGAAAUGGGAGGUUCUUCAGAGACCUAUGCACCGUAUAUAUAUAUCACAUAUAUAUUACAUAUUAUGUAUUGUAUAUUCACUUUAUUUUAUCUUAUAUUUAUUAACGUUAUCAGAAAAAAGUUUAAAUCAUUCUUUGAUCAUUGUGUCAUAAAUUAUAUUCUCCUUCUUUGGCACACAGCAUAGCCUCCUCCCCCUUGCACGCAUGAGAAUAUUGGCGCAGCCAAUCAAAAAUUUAGUAGGCUAGUAGUGUGAUGCUUGAAACAAACAUCCCUCAGAAUUAUGUGAGAUCUGUCAAAUAGAGGAAUCAGUGCAGCAUGUAAUUUUUCACUGUCAUAAAUACUCUCGAGAAGGAGAAACAUUAAAGAGGGAAAUCAGGAAGCUUGAAGUGGAAGAAAUUAGUCUAAAAAAUGUAUUUGCCAUCAGGUUAGUGAGUCUAUUCCAUUAUAUGAAAGAAACUGGGCUGAUCAAAAGAAUUUAGUGUUCAGUGAAAUAUAGGAGAUGAGUCAUAACUUCUUGAUAUGCAAGAAUGUUUGUUGCUUCACAUCUAUGGCACUUUGUGUGUUUGUUCUGUUACAUUUAAUUAAAGAUUAAACAAGACAAUAAA